AGGCUUUCACUGCAACAGUCCCCCAAACCAUGAAAACAAAAAUUGUCUGUUUACAUGAUUACAUCAAAACAUCGUACACGAGUGCACCCAGUCUUUUGUGUUAAGAUGUUACAUUUAAGUUAAACAUUUUGGCGUUUACAUCAGCAUCAUGUUGUCUUUGUGGUUUGAAUAAUGACCUCAGCGUUAUUUUGCAUGAGAUGCGCUCCAGUAGUCUUCGAUGGACAGAAGUCCACUGAGCUGCAUUGUCGCUGUUACUUCACCAUACCUCGGAGAUCAUCACAUAACUGGCACACCGUGGAACUAUGUGGACGAUAUUACUGCUCAAGUGAUAAAUGUGUAAUAAAGUCACAGGUUUAGUGCUCGCCCCAAGAGCAGCCAUUCAUUCACUGACGAAGAAUCAGUGUGUGUCCUGUGUUGUUCGCACUGAACCUCCUCUGAAGGUCUCUCAGUCUUUCCCUCCAGACAGCGCACCGAGCCUCUCGGAAAGAGAGAGACGUCGCUUAGAUGCUCGUGCAAGACGUUAAAUCGACACGAGUUGCGUUGCAAAAUCGGUCAGAAUUCUGAGGAAAUGACCUGAGCUGUGAACAACCAGAAGAUGAUGGUGAUGAUGGAGAAUAUCGGUGCGAUUCGGCUGUACCUCAUGAAAUGCAUUUGUCUACGCUGGGCUUGGGUUUGUGUGGCUGCCUGUGGUGGUAAAGUGGAGUUACACACCGAGAGGAGAGGAGUGAUCUACAGCCCGUCAUGGCCCCUCAACUAUCCGCCCGGAGUGAACUGCAGCUGGAAUAUACAGGGAAGCCGCGGAGAUGUGAUCACAAUCAGUUUUCACAGCUUUGAUGUGGAGGACACGGGGGACUGCAGGGGCGACUGGCUGCUGCUCGGCCCCACAUGGACAGCUGAGGAUCGGUUCUGUGGAUCUGUUCUUCCUCCUCCCUUCAUCUCCUCCAGAGGACAGGUCUGGGUCUACUUCCACUCUCAGGCUAACAGCUCUGGACAGGCACAAGGCUUCAGACUAUCUUACAUACGAGGUCGACUGGGUCAGAGUAGUUGUGAGAACGAUGAAUAUUUGUGUGGAAAUGGUAAGUGCGUUCCACGUUCCUGGCGCUGUAACGGAUUGGACGAGUGUGGAGACAGUACAGAUGAAAGGAGCUGUGCUGCCCAACCAACACCCGGCCGGGUCAGUCUGUGUCCGCCUGGUACCUUGCAGUGCUCUGAUAUCCAGUCUACCCGCUGUCUGCCGGUGUCUCUGCGCUGUAAUGGAGCCCGGGACUGUCCUGACGGAUCCGACGAGGCCCACUGUCCCGACACAUCUUGUGGAAAACACUUAGUCAACUUCUACGGGACGUUUGCCUCACCUGAUUUUUUCCGUCCAAACAGGAGCGCUGGGACAGAUCUUCACUGCACAUGGUUCCUAGACACACAAGACCCAAAGCCACUGGUGCUGCAGGUGGACCUACAGCUGGGUGUGGGAGACUCUGUCCGUGUUUACGAUGGAUUGGGAGAGCGUGCGGAACAUCUUCUGCAGAGUCUCUCUCACCAUAAUAACCAUAGACGAGCCCUGCUGGAGUCGUCCCAGGGACAGAUGAGCAUCUUCUACCACGCCAAACCACACAGCCCUGGACACGGAUUCAACGCCACCUACCAGGUUAAGGGGUACUGCUUUCCAGGUGAGCAUCCGUGUGGCACAGACGAGGGCUGUUACUCGGAGCUGCAGCGCUGUGAUGGCUACUGGCACUGCCCCGGGGGGCGAGAUGAGGAGGACUGCCCGCUGUGUCAGCCGGGAGAGUAUCCCUGCGAGGGUGGCAGCGGAGCGUGUUACUCAUCUUCUGAGAGGUGUAACAACCAGAAGAAGUGCCCCGAUGGCUCAGAUGAGAAAAACUGCUUUGACUGCCAGCCUGGAAACUUCCACUGUGGAACCAACCUGUGCAUCUUUGAGACGUGGCGCUGCGAUGGGCAGGAGGACUGUCUCGACGGCAGUGAUGAAAGAGACUGUCUUGCAUCCGUGCCCAGGAAGGUGAUCACAGCGGCUCUGAUUGGCAGCUUGGUCUGUGGGUUGCUGCUGGUCAUUGCACUGGGUUGUGCCUUUAAACUCUACUCGCUCAGGACAAGAGAGUACAGAGCUUUUGAAACCCAGAUGACCCGACUAGAGGCGGAGUUUGUUCAGAGGGAGGCUCCACCCUCCUAUGGUCAGCUGAUAGCUCAAGGUCUCAUUCCUCCAGUGGAUGACUUCCCAGUGUACAACCCAACACAGGCUUCUGUUCUGCAGAAUCUCCGUUCAGCUAUGCGGAGGCAGAUUCGUCGUCACUCUUCUCGUCGUUCCUCGUCACGGCGGCGCCUUGGUCGUCUGUGGAAUCGCCUGUUCCAUCUUGGCUCUCGGUUCCGGGGUCAGAUACCUCUCCUCACGCCUCCAGGCCACACGCACACAAACACACACCCCGAUCUGAGCCUCCACAGCUACAACACAACGGAUGAUGGCACUGAGGUGUCACGUGAGAGUGCGGGACAGACUCCGCCAUCCUGUUCGACAGUGGCGCUGGGACUGGCUCUGCAGGCUCACACUGAGGCCCUCUGCCUUCCUGACAGACAGUCUCUGUCCUCUCCGCUCUCUCUGCCCUCCCCUACCUCACCCCGCUCCACCUCUGACACUCUGGAAGACGAAGAUGAUGAAGAUGACAGAGGUUCAGAGUGGAUGAGAAUGAAAUCCAAACAGGGCAUUUCCCCGAAACAUAAAGAUGAUGACAGUCCUCCUGGACCCCCUGAUAGCCCCAAACGCAGCACAAGCCGGUCGAGAUCCUCCAGACGGCUGGUGCAGGAGCUGGCUGCAGAGCUCAGAGGAGUCUCUCUCCUGCGCUACACCUCUGUGGCCAUCUCACCGCUUUCCUCCCCCGAGUCACCGUCGUCCUCCAGCGGUCGGUCUGAGGAACAGAGAAGCUUUCCUACAUUCAGAAAACCACAUAAGGAGGCACACACAAACUCGCUCCCAGAUGCUCACGGACACGGCAGGAAAUCUUCAGAAACAGAAGAGGUUCCUGGUGACUGUGUCAGGCUUUGCAGACUCACAACUAGCGAGGAAGAGGAUGAUGAGAUUCUGUUAGUGCACUGAGAAGCCUUUAUCACCCUCCCUGUUCUGAUUUUGUGCCAACACAGUGAGCCUUACGAGGUUCAACCUACGGCCUUCCAUCCAGAGUCAUGAAGUACAGUAUGUUUACAUGUGCAGUUAUGAUUGAGUUUUUUGCAUUGCCAAGCUACAGUCUUUAUACAUGACACAGUGAAAUAUUUGAAGGAUUAAAUACAUGUUGAGGAACACCUCUGUAACAACGGCAGGGACAGUCGUAGUCUGAUUAACAUGUAUACAUGCUAGAUGAAAUCAAGCUCCGUAUGAGUCUGUCAGUGUGACUUUGCAAGAACGAGACUGGAACUAUUUCCGUCAGACAAAAGGGUUUACAUGACAUUUUAAAGAGAAAAAAUAUUGCUUUAGACUGAAAUUGAUCUUUUAAAGUGUACGUAAAUAUACAUUACCGUUCAAAAGUUUGGGUUUAAAAAUAGUUUUUUUUCUUCUUUUCCAAUUUUUUUUUUUUUUUUCAGCAACGAUGCAUUACAUUGAUGAAAACUGACAGCAAUGAAUUCUAUAUUGUAACAAAACUGUCUAUUUCAAAUAAAUACUUUUUCUGAACUUUAUUUUUAUCAAAUAAUCAAAUGGGGGGAAAAAUGACAUUUUCCAUAAAAAUAUUAAUCAGAACAACUGUUUUCAACCUUGAUAAUAAUAAGAA
This is a messenger RNA of Cyprinus carpio (common carp), 3767 nucleotides long. Its product is annotated as low-density lipoprotein receptor-related protein 3-like. Gene Ontology annotation, molecular function: protein binding. NCBI's taxonomy places the organism in Eukaryota, Metazoa, Chordata, Actinopteri, Cypriniformes, Cyprinidae. The record is from RefSeq and is a predicted model, not a curated record. Gene Ontology annotation, cellular component: plasma membrane.